Messenger RNA from Schistosoma bovis, 446 nucleotides. NCBI's taxonomy places the organism in Eukaryota, Metazoa, Platyhelminthes, Trematoda, Strigeidida, Schistosomatidae. The record is from the annotation of a GenBank genome assembly.
AUGGCUGAAUAUAUGCCAGUUGGUCAAAGUGUUUCAUUAAAACAGUUUGAUCCAGAUAAUGAAGCACUUAUUAAUGAAUAUUUUUCAUCAGAAAAAGUCGAUGAAGCUGCUGAACAUUGUUUACGUUUAAUUGGUAGUAAAACAAUUAUAUCACAUAAUAAUCAUAAUUAUAAUAAUGAUGAAAAUAAUUUAAGUUAUACAGCACGUAAAUUAAAAUGGAGACAUUGUAUUCUUAAAGAAUUAGAUCGUAUUAAUCGUGGUUUAUUUACAUGGAAUAUUGGUUCAUUAUUUAAUUAUCAUAAAGAUAUGAAUACGGUAGAAUAAAUUCAAUAAAUAGAUCAUUAUUAAACAAAUUGAAACAUCAAAAAAAAUAAAGAAAAACCAUAGAAACAAAAAUACUUUAAAAGAGACUAUAUUUCUUUUUUCAACCUCAAAAACAAUAAUAA